GAUCGCGAAGACGAAGUGACAGUGACACUUGACUUGUGUAAUUUAACAUUUUGUGAAUGAAACUUUGAAAGACUCAGUUCUUCAGUCAAUAAUGAGCAUCCACCUGAGCAUGUUGGAGAGAUUCUCUAUUUCACCAGAAGAUUAUCUUGAGCGCCAUCAUGUGCUGACCUACUUAGAAGAUGCAGUGACCCAGUUGCUAGAGUUCAAAGACGAUCAACCUAAAGCAGAUCCAGCCAUCUUUCUUCAAGAAUAUUUCACCAGUAUCUUGAAAGGUACCAAUGUGUUGUAUAGGGAGUAUGACUAUGUUCGCUCCACGCCCCACAACCGAUCUGCCUUCAUCAAGCUAUUUUGGAGAUGCUUCAAGUACAUCGGCAAGCAAGGAGAUCUACUAACUGUCAGUGAAUACCACUCCCUGCUUAGUCUACUCUGUCCAGACUUUCCUGUUGACCCAGUCCAUCGUACAGCAAGGAUCAUCUUCCUCGAAGAUGCGAUGGACUCACUGACAUCGUUUGCUGACUUCCUCUUUGCCUUCCAAGUUCAGUUUUACUAUGACGAAUUUCUUCAGCGGUGUCUGGAUAUCUAUGAACGUCAGAUCUCUGCCGCCCAGAGCCCACGAGAGACCGUCUACAUUCCCAGCGAGGCAUCUCCACGGCAACAGAAGAAGCCAUCGCAGUCCUCUGCAGAUCACCCUCCUCCUGAAGGGGUCGACACCCGAUAUUUCCUGGAUGCGAUCUCUAAGGAAUGCCAGAGGGCUAAGUUCAGCUACCCGGAGAUGUCCGACCUGCGAGGUGUUCUUUCCUCUAGCAGCCGAACAUCUUUCUAUGGCUUCCUCGUAGCGCUGUCCAAAGACGAUGCAAUCAAUGCGGGAAUCGGUGUGCUGCCCUCUAGGUCAGCUCUGUAUGAUGAGUUAUCUGGUGCUCCGUCUGCUCCUCUUGAAAGGAAAAGCAAACGGAAUACAACAACUCGACUUGGAGGGAUGUCGUUGAGGCAAGAUGAGAAAUGAGAUCGGGGGGAUGGAUGCGAGGCUCAACAAAUCCUUCCAGUCUUCCUGUGGAUGACUCCGAUGUCAUCCGGAAGAACCUGGUCACUGGGAUGUCUCUGGACAUAGAUGCUUCUUUGUUCCUGAUCUCCUUGGCACACUCGCACCUGAUUUACCUGCAGCCCUGUCUGAAAAAUAUAUAUAUAUAUAUUUUUUUUUUAAAGGUUUGCUGUUUGGUAUGGUAAGAUGUAGAGGCCAAAUGAUUUAUAAGGAUUGUUUUCCCAUCUGGUAUGAAUCUCAUGAAAUCAAAGGAGGAGGACAAGACGCGACAAAAAAACUCAACCAGGAAUGAAUUCGUCAACAUGUGAAGUUGAAAAUGUGACAAGCAAAGAAGUAUUCAAAACAAUGGAUGUGAUUUGUUAACAUUCGAAAAAGCACAUUGGAAAUGUUAGUACUAGUACUGUUUCCUCAAAAUUGUCCUUACAAAACAUAAACAGUAAAGAAACAGAUGACAAUUACCUUUUCAGGAAUGAUAACUUUUCCAUGGGGGAGGGUUGGGUUGUCAUGUGAAUCCCCUGUUUGAAUGGCGUGAGCUUUACAUUGUGCAAUAAUCAGAUGAUGUUUUUGUUUCUGAACCCAUAGUAAAAAAAACCCACAAAAGUUUGUUUAUUGGUGAAUAGAUGUUUUCUUAAGGCUGUGUCAUAUGCUAGUACUGAGCAUUCUCUUUCAGGAGCACAUAUGGAGCUGCUCUUCUCUGUGAUUUGAAACAUCAAUUUUUUUUUUCACCCUGGUAUAGCCCACCACUAAUGUCAUAACUUUCCUAUUGCACAUCGAGUUUUCCCCCUCCCGCGUGAAGCACGGAGGGGGGGAGAGAAAAAUGUCGAAUUGCGGAGGCCCCAACGUUUCUUUGAAUCGUUCGUUCUCUGCAUCCGCUCUUACUUUUUUCUGCCUGAAAUGGGGAGGGGCACAGCCAAAAAUUUCCCGGUAACUAGCUAAGUCUAAAAUAAGUGGCGAAGCUAGGAUUUAAUUCAAGGGGGUGGUAGUCAGCACGCGAAGCGCAUAAAACACUGAGCGCGCAAAACAUGUUCCGGGGGAUGCAUGGAGGGAGAAGCUGUGACGAUCCCUUGAACUAUUCCUUGUCUGCUCUCGGUCGUCUUACGUUCUCCUAUACCUUUUUAUUUUCUCGCUCAUGUUUCCCCCUUCUUUCUUUUUGGGGGGGUUGGCGUUUAUUUUUUUGCUAUGAGGGUGUAAUCAAUUGAUGAAUAUAAUUGUUCAUUUAUUUAUUUAUUCAUUCAUUCAACUAUUCAUUAACUCUUUGCCCGCCACGGACGACUCGCGGCACAUACAGCGGACUGCCAACGACGACUCAAGUCACAGUUCGCACACAAUGCAUACGGAAUGCAUUGAAUUGUAAUUGUGUGCACACACAUACAAUAGCGACGCGUGUAUUGCAUUGUUUACAAAUCUAGCUUUCGUGUUAUAGCUUUCGCCGACGUUGUUUACAUAGAGAUUUUUCGGGUAAAAUUGAGUUUUUUUAACUGCUUUAGGAUAUAUUUAGAUGAGCUUUCAAUAGCUUGCACUGCUUUCCUUGCAAUAAAAGAAUGAUACAAAUUGCCACCUCCCUAUAACAAUAAGGGGAUCAAAGUAUCAAUAGACGGGAAGUCUAUUGAGAAGUAGCCAGGGACAAUUUCAAUAGAAGAGUUUAGUUCAUUGUCAGUUUACUCUUUUUGAAUGCCCCAUUUCAAUCCUAAACUGCUUAGCUCAUAAUGACCAUAAAGACAUAGAUUUGGUAUGUAAUGAAAGCUAAAGAACACAUCUUUUCAAUGGACUAACUUAGAAAUUUAACCUUCAUUAGGAAGUAUUGAAUAUAAGAGGUAUAAAAUACCCUCCUAAACGAAAAAUUGGAAACAGAAUGUAAAGUUAAAAUUCUCAAAAUCUAUGAUAUUAUACAUAGCAAAAAUUAUACCAUUGGCAAGAGUAUUUAUUUCUCUAAAACUUUGCUACACAAUUUUUUUCAAUACGGCAAACCAGUAAAAAGUUAUUGCGAGUUGAAUAAGACAGUGCACGCAAACUCCCUCUGAAUGUGGCACCCCAAAAUUAAUGUGGCGCAGAGGGGAUAGUGUACGUGGCGGACAAAGAGUUAAUAGAUUCCUUUUUUAAUAUCAAUUUUCUUUUAGAUAACAUUUCAGCUUCUGCCGGAGUAUUAUUAGACUCGGAAUAGUUUGCAAAAAUGCUUUUCAUAAUACUACGAAAUCCGACACCCCAUUCCCUCACAUUUCAUCAUCUAACGAAAUCAUACCAUAGUCUCUGAAGAAAUCUACUCAACCGAGGUGAAACC
Lytechinus pictus (painted urchin) is the source of this 3317-nucleotide messenger RNA. Its product is annotated as centriolar satellite-associated tubulin polyglutamylase complex regulator 1-like. The coding region runs from base 92 to 1003 and encodes 303 amino acids. The transcript has 7 exons. NCBI's taxonomy places the organism in Eukaryota, Metazoa, Echinodermata, Echinoidea, Temnopleuroida, Toxopneustidae. The record is from RefSeq and is a predicted model, not a curated record.